AUGAAACGGUUUUUGGUGGCAACAUCUUCUAAAAACAAUGAUGUUUCAAAAAAAACUAAAAAUGAUUUUGCCUCGGAUUCUGCUGACUCUCCACACGCAUCUGAAGAAGCAACAGAACUUGAUUGCUGUGAUAGCAUAGAACAAAUAAAUGUAUCACAAAGUUAUCUAUUCGAUGGUAAAUACUAUAACAUAGUAUCAAAUAAGAAUGACGGAAAAAAGUUAGUUGCGAAAUGUGUCCUGUGCACAAAAGUCAUUCGAGGCCAGAUUAAUUCUACUGGAAAUUUCCUGAGUCAUCUUAAGUUCAAACAUCCAUCAAUACUUUCAAAAGUUGAAGAGAGUAAAAUAUUGUAUAAAAAACCUAAACAAAAUAUUGAGUCUGUAUAUACUCCUAAACAAAUGACAUUGCCUUCAUUUAAAAGCAGUAUGACAAAAAAUCAUAUUUGUCAGUUAGUGUUCAACUAUAUUGUUGAAGAAAUGCGACCUUUAAUCACCUGUGAAAAACCAGCCUUUCAUCGGCUCAUUAAAGGAAUAACAGGAAUUACUGACACAGCUUUACUUCCAAACCGUAAAACUAUAUCCAAAGAGUUAAAACUGAAGUAUAAUAAUUAUGUAUCUACAUUAACUAGUUUAAUUGAUAAACAAGAUUAUAUAUGUAACACUGCUGAUAUAUGGAGCGCAAAUAAUAAGAGUUUUAUGGGGAUGACUAGCCACUUUAUUGAUAGUAAAACCUAUAAACGGUAUUCAUAUGUAUUAGGUUGCAGAAGAAUAAAAGGUAGUCAUAACUUUUUAAACAUUGCUGAAGUCAUAAAUGAAAUCUCUGAAACUUACCGAAUAAACAAUUCCAAAAUUACUCACAUUAUUACAGAUAAUGCUAGUAAUUUUGGUAAAGCUUUUCGCACUUUUUCUAAUGUUUCUACUAGUGGAUCUGAUUCUUAUAAUGUAGGUGAUUUUAAUUUUGAAUUAGAAAUUGAUAGUGAUAUUUCAAAUAGUGACUGUGAAAAUAAUACUAACGUUGAGUACACUAAUGUAGGUGAUUUGCUUUCGGAAUCAAAUAAUUUAAGUAAUCCUGACUCUGAUUAUAACAAUAUUUUCCCGAUAAUCACUAGAUGGAACUCUAUGUUUGAUGCAAUUAAAAAAAUAUUAGCUUUUAAAGAAAAACUUGUUGUUAUAUUUGAAGAGUUAAAAUUAAUUAAAUUAAAAAUUGCAGAAUGGACGUUCUUAGAAGAAUAUUUUAAAAUAUUGCAGCCAUUAGCAGUUGCGUUAGAUAAAUUGCAGGGUGAAAAACGCAGCUUUUUGGGAUACGUUGUUCCGACUAUAAUUGUUUUAAGGCGUUUAUUAAUUCAAUCUACACACUUGAUUUACUGUAAGCCCUUAAGUUUAUGUUUAAUUGUCAGUCUUGAAAAAAGGUUUGAUUAUUUGUUUAAUUUGAGUUCUUCUAAGAGCAAAGAUUUUAUUUUAGCUGCCAUGAGUCAUCCAAAAUUUAAAAAAUACGUUUCUUCUUCCGAUAAUAGUGAUAGCAAUAGUGAUACUGAAUUCUACAGUAGUGUUUGUUCACAAGAUAAUUCUUUAAUUGAUGAUUCCAGCAACCUAGAGUUAGCUGAUAGAAAUUCCAAUCUAACAGCGUUCAAGCUUUAUCUUUUUUAA
This is a messenger RNA of Rhopalosiphum padi (bird cherry-oat aphid), 1644 nucleotides long. RefSeq lists its product as uncharacterized. The coding region runs from base 1 to 1644 and encodes 547 amino acids. Gene Ontology annotation, molecular function: DNA binding. The transcript is spliced from 5 exons. The record is from RefSeq and is a predicted model, not a curated record. Lineage: Eukaryota; Metazoa; Arthropoda; Insecta; Hemiptera; Aphididae.